This is a messenger RNA of Diversispora eburnea, 714 nucleotides long. Lineage: Eukaryota; Fungi; Glomeromycota; Glomeromycetes; Diversisporales; Diversisporaceae. The record is from the annotation of a GenBank genome assembly.
AUGGAUGACUUUAGUGCCGAGUUUCCACCACUAGAAGAUUUUACUACCACUUCAAAUGCAACUCUUAAUUCAGAUCUUGCUACGGAUUUUUUAGCCAGAGAACAAGAAGUUCUUGGAAAUGAUGCAUCAUUUUUUUCAACUCCUUCCGACCAAAUUGUCGAAGUAAACUCUAUUCCAGUAUCUUCAGUGAAUAAUAAUGUUUUUAAUUCCGUAACAACAACAGAAUCUAAUAUUGGCUUACCGGAUUAUUCUGCUUUUCAUUCGGAAUUUCCUCCAGUAGAAAUUGAUGAUAAUCGGGCAUCAACGACAAUUCCUGGAACAAAUGGAGUACUUUCUGGUACAAAUGGAUUAUCAUCAUCAUCACAAACAGAUGAACGACAAGAAGAACUCAUUUCUAAACGAGAUAAAGAAUCCGAAGAUAAAAAACAAGAAACGAUUGCUAAAGCACGAGAAGCAAUUGACAAAUUUUAUGAAGAAUAUAACGAGAUGAAAGCAAGAACACAUGAAGCCAACAAACUAGAUGAAGAAGCAUUCCUACGAGAAAGGGAUGAUAUAACUUCAGGCACGACAUGGGAACGUAUUUGUAAGCACGUUGAUAUUUCAAAUUCUCAAAGUAAAUCUGCCGCAAAACAUGUUAAAGAUGUUAGUCGAUUUAAAGGUUUACUUUUGAAUUUGAAAAAAGAUGAGAAUGCGCCAGGGGCUGGUGGAUAUUAA